This is a messenger RNA of Colletotrichum navitas, 1782 nucleotides long. RefSeq lists its product as uncharacterized. NCBI's taxonomy places the organism in Eukaryota, Fungi, Ascomycota, Sordariomycetes, Glomerellales, Glomerellaceae. Bases 292 to 1311 code for a protein of 339 amino acids. The transcript has a single exon. The record is from RefSeq and is a predicted model, not a curated record.
CCGGGCUGGAAGACGUGGCAGCUCAUCGCCGUGCGCACCGGCACCGUCGGCGCCAUCGCGGCCGGCGGCGUCGCCGCCUACGUCAACCGCGAGGCCAUCAUCUCGGGCCUCCGCAGCCUCAACAAGGACUCCGUCAGGGAAGGGUACCAGCAGGGCAUCGGCGCCCUCGGCCAGGGCCUCGCCUACAUCAACCGCGGCACGGUCGGCCAGUCGUUCGCCUGGCUCUCGGACCACUUCACCUUCGUCGGCGCGCUCCUCAAGCAGAAGGAGCUCAACCGGCGCCUCGAGCGCAUGGGCGCGCUCAAGGGCGUGGGCAUCCACGACUUUUACGCCUCGCUCGGCGAGAACGGGUACUGGCAGGGCGGCUACUUCGUCCCCGAGAGGACCUUCUGCGCCGUCCCGGACGAGGGCCACGCGGCCUCGUCCAUCUUCUCGCGCCAGGUGCUGCGCGAGGUCGACGACGAGGUGCAGGCGCACAUGAGCAUGUUCGAGCCGGAGAAGCACAAGGGCUACGAGAAGAUGACCGAGGACGCGGCCGAACUGGUCUUCCGGUGGUUCGGCAGCGACGAGCCGCUCGUCGACGACGCCAAGUUCCGCGACGCGCCGCCCGAAGAGGCCGCCGAGGACCACGAGGUCGAGGAGACGCUCGAGAAGGCCAUCUCCAACACGACGGAGCAAGAGGCGCCCGAGGCGUCCGCCGAGAAGGCGGACGACGCCGACGCGUCGAGGCCGCCGUCGGACGGGCUGCCCGACGAGUCGCCCAUCGACAUCGCCGCGGCGGCGUCGCUCGUGCCCCUGCCGGCGGACGGCGAGGGCGACCUGGUCGGGGACGCCAGCGCCGAGAACAUGACGACCGAGGAGAAGCGGUCGUACAUGCAGCACCUCUUCCAGAUCGCCCAGUCGACCGGCACGGGCGUCAAGGGCUGGUGGCCCAACAAGAUGCCCAACAUGCCCAGCAUGCCGAGCAUGCCCAACAUGCCGUCCAUGCCCAAGGUCCCCGCCUCCGUGUCGUCCCUGGGCCAGGUCUCGAUGCCGAGCGUGAGCAUCUGGAGGAAGUCCACGCCGUCGCAGACCCCGACGCCCGCCGGCGACGACAAGAAGGAGGACGCCGCGGAUGCGAAGACCGACGGAGAGAUCGAGCAUGACGCAAGCGCCGAGGGGGACAAGAAGGACGUCGAAGGCCCCGGGGGCGCCAAGCAGGAGGCCGACAAGGGCCCCGAAGGAGCGGGAAACGAGGUAGCCAAGGCGGCGGCGGCGACUGGUGCCCUGGAGACGGCGGAUGAGGCCAGCGACGACAAGUCGAAGAGAUGAGCGAGCGAGUGAGACGAGGGCCGAACUUGCUUGGAAGCACACACGCACGAGUAUUCUAUAGGUAUUUAAUUGUGAAUGACUUACGCUUUAGUUGAACUGCACCGCGUUCGAUCCUUGAAGGACACGACACUUGCGAUGCUGAUGAUGUGAUUCAUGUCUGCCCAUAGCGAAGCAUUGGUUCAAACAAACAGGCUUUGUGCGGGGGACUCUGAUGCAAUGGUCUCAAACAAAGAAUCACUCACUUGUGACGAAUAACAAGAUCGCAUUCAUGUAGGUGGUUUACUGCAUAUCGAGAUACGGCAAGGUUGUGCUGAUAGAAGGGAGCAAAAUGUAAAAUAAAAUAAAUGCAUAAAAAAGCCAAAACAAUUGAUUUCGCCCGGACUUGAACCGGAGACCUUCAGUGUGUUAGACUGACGUGAUAACCAACUACACCACGAAACCAGCUUCUUGGGAUCAAUCUACCUCUUCCUA